AUGUUGGCUGCUGUGGGAGUCCUCGUGGCAGCUGAGACGGCAGCUUCCGGGUUGGAGGACAGCGAGAGAAUGGAGGGCCGGCAACUUGCCGUGGCUAGCGUGAAAACCUGCCCUACUGACCGACUGCAGGGCGACCUGCCCAUCCCCUUCAUCGGCAUGCUCUCUCGUGGCCUUCCAGAGGGGGACACCUUGCGCACGAGGUUCGUUUACAUGGAGCACUUCAUGCGCUCGGUUCCCUUCUGGCAGCCGCUGAACGAUCCCAAGGAUGUGCUGCCCACCGCCCUGCACAUGCCGGAGGACGCGGCUCUGGCGGCGCGCCGAAUCGAUGCGCUCAUCGUGGGAGUGCUGACCAUCGGCCUUGCCCUCGUGGCGACAACCGUCCCAGUCGGGCUGGUGUCCUUAUUGGGAUCCUCAGGGUCAAAAGAAGAGGAAUCCCGUCUCCUAAUACAAGCCGAAGCGGGCGCAGGCGAAGCUUCUCAGGAGGAGGAGGAGUUCGAGAUGCGUUUGGGUCCGGUGAAGACCGCCGUCUUUGCAGUUUAUUAUGUCGGCAGCAUCGUCUUCUUGCUGGUCUUGACCUCCUGGUCGAAGUCCGAGAAUUUGAUGUUGGGCGGGGCGGGGCUAGACUGGGAAGUCAUUUGGUUGUGGCUGGUGGUCGUCCUUUCCACGGACGUGGUGGGGUAUUCCUGCCGUGCAGUGCAGGCGGCGAUCAUGAAGCGCCAACUCAGUCUUGCAGGCACUGCCAUCUCAACAGUGAUGAGCGUGCUGCCCGUUCUGGGGCCAAGGGUGGAUCUUCUCAAGGACUGUCUCUUUGCAGCUUCGGUGUUUCAGCUCGCGGCCUGCCAACACGACUCGUGGAGGCGUGCCGCAGGCUUUUGGAUUGGAAAUGCCUCGCUUCUGACGAUCUUCCUGCCGGUGCCUGCUUUGUUCUGGUUCGAAACGACCAGGAGUGCGGCAAGCUGA
Molecule: messenger RNA, 960 nt
Organism: Symbiodinium sp. CCMP2592
Lineage: Eukaryota; Dinophyceae; Suessiales; Symbiodiniaceae
Source: the annotation of a GenBank genome assembly